This is a messenger RNA of Dendrobium catenatum, 1223 nucleotides long. RefSeq names its product heavy metal-associated isoprenylated plant protein 39. Gene Ontology annotation, molecular function: metal ion binding. Lineage: Eukaryota; Viridiplantae; Streptophyta; Magnoliopsida; Asparagales; Orchidaceae. The transcript has 3 exons. The record is from RefSeq and is a predicted model, not a curated record. Bases 440 to 925 code for a protein of 161 amino acids.
CAUUAAAACCAGAUGCUUUUUUUUUUUUGUCUUUUUUUUAAGAGGCAUACUCAUGGAAUCAUGGAUAGUGACACACAAAAACUUAUAAAUUUUUUUACAUGUCUAAUUCUAGUAUCUUCCGAUCCAAGAAAUCUAGAGAGAGAAACAGUCGUUCACACCUUCCAGGUUCCCGCAUCACAAACCCGUUGACUCGUCGUCCCCUUCCGAAGACUUGGUCGCCAAUCAACUCGUAUUACGCACGCCUCUCUCUUCCUCCAAUAUCAAUUCCCACCUCCCUCACCAACAUCAACCUAAGUUCUAUCUCUUAAUCUACUUCCAUUCUUCUCCGCAGCUUAGUAGCUGACCCUCUCUCUCUCUCUCUCUCUCUCUCUCUCUCUCUCUCUCUCUCUCUCUCUCUCGCCCGCUCGCUCUCCCUCCAUCCCUCGCAAAAUCAAAAGAAAUGAAGAAAAUUGUUGUGAAGCUGGAUCUGCACGAUGACAAAGACAAGCGCAAAGCUCUGAAGACCGUCUCCUCCCUCUCAGGGAUCGAUUCAAUCGCGAUGGACAUGAAGGAAAUGAAGCUGACGGUGGUGGGGGUUGUGGACCCCAUCGAAGUAGUCACCAAGUUAAGGAGGUACUGGCACGCUGAGAUCUUCUCUAUCGGUCCUCUAGCCAAAGAGGGGGAGAAAAAGGAGGGAGGCGGUGGCGGAGGAGGCGCCGGUGGCGGAGGUGGAGGAGGCGGCGGCGGUGGGGGCGGUGGCGGAGCAAAGAAGGAGAGCGGCGGAGGUGGAGGGGGCGGCGGAGGCAGCGGGGGGGAAAAGAAGAAGGAUCCCAAUGAACAAAUUGCGGAGUUGGUGAGAGCCUACCAAGCUUACAAUCCUUAUAUGACUACACAUUACGUCGUCCAUAGCGCAGAAGAGAACCCAAACUCCUGUGUUAUUUGCUAAUUAAUAAGAAUUUUAUUUAUUUUAACUCUGUUGCUCACAGUUUUCCAUGAAAAAGAAAACUAAAUGAAUGUGAAAUAAUGUAAUAUUUUUUAUUGGAAAUGAUUGUAAAUAAUGCAAAAUUUUAUGAGCAUUAGAGGAUGUUAAUGCUCCGAGGACUUUGCGCCAAAAAAAAAUUGUGAAAAAGCGGAAUAUUUUUUUUAUUUUUAUUUUUUUAGCGAUUGUAAAUACUGCUAACUUGGCAGUUGAGGAUAUCAAUGCUCCAAGAGCUACAUUAAGUGUCAUUUGUAAUUGUUUUUCU